AAGGAAAGAAUGAAUGGGGCCAUGUAUCGUGAGAUUUUGAGCCAAAACCUCCUUCCAUCAGUGAGAGCUUUGAAUGGUUGACCAAAUACUUAUUUUCCACCAUAAUUUACAAAUAAAUUCUUUAAAAUUCCUGCAAUGUGAAUUCCUGGAUUUUUUUUUCACAUUCUGUCUCUCACAGUUGAAGUGUACCUAUGAUGAAAAUUACAGACCUCUGUCAUCAUUUUAAGUGGGAGAUUUUGCACAAUCGCUGGCUGACUACAUACUUUUUUGCCCCACUGUGUAUAUUUAUAUAUGUAUUAAUUUUUUUCCCUUUUUUUGUAUAUUUCCUUUCUUUCUCGAGAGUUUUUUUUUUUUUUUUAUCGACGUUUGUAGUCCAUCUCCAUGCAACCAGAAGGAGCUUUUCUAACAUGUAACCAGUUUGGAUAAAAGUUUCAUUAUAAUUAUCACACCAAAAAUCAGGGCUUCACGGUGGAAGAGGGGUUAGUGCGUCUGCCUCACAAUACGAAGGUCCUGCAGUCCUGGGUUCAAAUCCAGGCUCGGGAUCUUUCUGUGUGGAGUUUGCAUGUUCUCCCCGUGAAUGCGUGGGUUCCCUCCGGGUACUCCGGCUUCCUCCCACUUCCAAAGACAUGCACCUGGGGAUAGGUUGAUUGGCAACACUAAAUGGUCCCUAGUGUGUGAAUGUGAGUGUGAAAGUUGUCUGUCUAUCUGUGUUGGCCCUGCGAUGAGGUGGCGACUUGUCCAGGGUGUACCCCGCCUUCCGCCCGAUUGUAGCAACCCCAAAAGGGAAUAAGCGGUAGAAAAUGGAUUGAUGGAUGGACACCAAAAAUCACAAAACAAAAACACUGGUUUGAAUCAAACAGCUCUUAAAAGUAAGGAUAUUUCUAGAAAUACGAUUUGAAAUCUUGGCAAGUGAAAAAAAAAACAACAAGUGCAUUGCAUAAUUUAUUUCAAUGUUAUAGGUCCGAAAUUGUUUAAAAAUCCUACCCAGGAUGGAGUUCCAGAAGUCCCGCAGUGAGCUGCACGAGCUCCGGGACCCCCGGGAAUGGCCAAAAGAUACUUUCGGACCUUUUUCCAACUUUUUCUCAAAUUGUCCCCCACUUUCGCUGGUUCACUUCUGGGUAUCUUUUGGCCAUUCCCGGUGUUCCCGCUCGCUGCGGGACUUCUGGAACUCCAUCCUGGGUAGGAUUUUUAAACAAUUUCGGACCUUUUUCCAACUUUUUCCCAAAUUAUGUUGAUAGUUUUUUCUUUUAUUUUGACUUUAAUGAAUGACACAAAGUGGAAAUGUCAACAAUUGACCACAUGAUGGCGCCAAAGUCCUAUUUCUGUAAUGCUGCUUUUAGAAGAAGCACACAAUUGACCUUUUGCUCUCAAUAAAGAGGUCAAGACUAGACCGCUUUAAAUCCACUUCAUAUUUAAUAAGUGACAUUAACUUUAUAACUCUUUUUAAUAUUAAUUGGCAAAACGUUUAGCAGGACGACAGCCAAAUGAGGCUGUGAUGGAUCGUGCGUGUAACACAGCAAUUAAAGUCCUCCACGUCAGGGAGUGUCUCUGAAGGGUUAAACCUCCGUGGACGUGUUCCCCCAGCAGCGUGGGACAUGUUCCAACGCCUGCCUCAGUGCGGGACGUGGACACGCGCUCGCACGGAUACUUCACUCCACAGCCGCCUUUUUCGACGCGCGCACUUGGCGGGAAUUGCGGCGCGGGAAGGAUCGCUGCUGGCUCUCAUGUCGGGAGCAAUUGUGUGUUGAAGUGAUGCCUCGCUCUCCCUUCUAGGCACGCAUCGCGAGAAGUGGGGAUUUUUAUUUAUUUUUUGCUGCACAAGGAUGAUGAAUCAGGACACAUAAGUCAGCAAUUAGAUUACAAAUAAGGUGACCACAGAGAUGGUUGAGCCGCAAAUAUUUGCAUCUUCAAGAGGAUCUUAAAUCAUUCAAUAAAUCACAGAAGAUGGGAGCUCUGCAAAUAUUCCUCUUUUUUCUCCUCCUGCACCAGGUCUCCUGCAGGAAAGUAGACGCUGGGGAGACGGAGCUGAUGGAGUGGGGGGACCCCCUCUCCUCUCCCACGGGGGCCAGUCCUCGGAUCCUCAACCCCCUGCGCCUGUUUGCCAGGCCCUCCCCGGCCCUGAAGGAAGUGUCCUAUUUACAGAACAUGGAGGACUUCUGGGACUGGUUAUCUAACCAGACAGAUGUUCAGGACCCACAGGCCAGAACUAAACGCAGGCCCAUCGUCAAGACCGGCAAGUUCAAGAAGAUGUUCGGCUGGGGAGACUUCCACUCCAACAUCAAGACGGUCAAACUCAACCUGCUGAUCACGGGCAAGAUCGUGGACCACGGCAACGGCACCUUCAGCGUCUACUUCCGCCACAACUCCACGGGCCUGGGCAACGUGUCGGUCAGCCUGGUGCCGCCCUCCAAGGUGGUGGAGUUCGAGGUGGCCCAGCAGUCCACGCUGGAGACCAAGGACACCAAGUCCUUCAACUGCCGCAUCGAGUACGAGAAGACGGACCGCAACAAGAAGACGGCGCUGUGCAGCUUCGACCCAUCCAAGGUGUGCUAUCAGGAGCAGACGCAGAGUCACGUGUCCUGGCUCUGCUCCAAGCCCUUCAAGGUCAUCUGCAUCUACAUCGCCUUCUACAGUGUGGACUACAAACUGGUGCAGAAGGUUUGUCCCGACUACAACUACCACAGUGACACACCUUACUCCUCCACCGGAUGACAUCACCUUUAAGUCACGGCAGCUCUCCAACCACCGGGCAGGAAGUCACCUUCAGAUACUUCCUGUUUCCAUCCAGCUACUUGGGUCUCCACAGCACCAUUUCAUGGGUACUUCUUGGAGCGGUACUGUGAGUACUAGGGCUGCACAAAAUAUCCAUUCACGUCAGAAACACAGUUUUCUUUCAUCCCGAUUCUGAAUCGCUACGUACUGUACUUU
Messenger RNA from Nerophis ophidion (straightnose pipefish), 2928 nucleotides. It is a transcript of the gene nxph2a, whose product is annotated as neurexophilin 2a. The transcript is spliced from 3 exons. Gene Ontology annotation, molecular function: signaling receptor binding. The record is from RefSeq and is a predicted model, not a curated record. The coding region runs from base 1945 to 2712 and encodes 255 amino acids. Lineage: Eukaryota; Metazoa; Chordata; Actinopteri; Syngnathiformes; Syngnathidae.